GAGAAAUUGAGACAUAGCCAAAACUUGACUCCAAAUUUAUACACAAACGUACAAACAAUCAAAAUCGAUGUAUAUAAUUAUUACGAAUAGCAUUAUAAAAUAAACAUAAUAUAUAAUUACGAAAUUUGGAAAAGUUGGUGCAUUUAUAUAAAGGGACAAUUUACAUACAUUUAUCAACUCACAAAAAGCUUCAGUACGUGACUCAGCCACACGGGCCAUGGCGGUCGCACCGAGAGACAUAGACGAUCUGCCCCGGAAUCCGGCCAACUACACACCCCUGACGCCGCUCUGGUUCCUGGAUCGGGCGGCGCUUGUUCACCCGACCCGAAUUUCUCUGAUCCAUGGCUCCGUCAAAUUCACGUGGGGGGAAACUUACCGGCGGUGCCGCCAGCUGGCAUCGGCCCUCACGAAGCUCUCCAUCACUUCCGCCAGCACUGUAGCAGUAAUUGCGCCAAAUGUCCCAGCCCUGUUCGAAGCUCAUUUCGGGAUUCCCAUGUCCGGUGCCGUUGUAAACGCCAUCAACAUCCGUCUGAAUGCCCAAACAGUCGCAUUUCUCUUGGGACAUUCACAUUCAAACGUUAUAAUGGUCGAUCAAGAAUACUAUUCCCUAGCAGAGGAGGCUCUGAAAAUCACAGCGGACCAAAGCAGAGGCGAAUUCAAGCCCCCGACUCUAAUCGUCAUCGGAGAUGAAAACUGCGACAAAAAAUCCCUCCAACACGCGCUCUCUGGAGGAGCAAUCGAGUACGAGAAGUUUCUAGAAACCGGAGACCCGGAAUUCAAGUGGAAACCUCCCGAGGACGAGUGGUAUAGCAUUGCUUUGGGUUACACCUCGGGCACGACAUCGAGUCCCAAGGGCGUGGUCUUGCACCAUCGAGGGGCUUAUGUUAUGGCAAUUAGUAAUGCUAUCGUGUGGGGGAUUACGGAAGGAGCUGUUUACUUGUGGACUUUGCCUAUGUUUCAUUGCAACGGUUGGUGUUUCCCUUGGACUCUUGCUGCCCUUUGUGCUACCAGCAUUUGCCUCAGACAGGUCACACCAAAGGCCGUCUACUCAGCCAUAGCUACCCUCGGCGUGACCCACUUCUGCGCGGCCCCCGUCGUCCUCAACAGCAUCGUGAACGCGCCGAAAGACGAAACAACCCUCCCCCUCCCGCGCCCUGUCCACGUCAUGACCGCCGGCGCGGCCCCACCCCCUUCCGUCAUCCUCGAGAUGUCGAGACGCGGCUUCAAAGUCACCCACACAUACGGCCUCUCCGAGACCUACGGCCCGUCCACCAUAUGCGCGUGGAAGCCCGAGUGGGACAAUCUACCCCCCGAGGCCCGGGCCCGCAUGGCCGCACGUCAGGGUGUCCGCUACGUGGGCCUCGAGGGCCUCGACGUCGUGGAAGCCCAAACAAUGAGGCCCGUUCCACCCGACGGGAAGUCGACGGGAGAAAUCGUGUUCCGAGGCAACGUCGUCAUGAAAGGGUAUUUGAAAAACCCGAAAGCGAACGAGGAGGCUUUUGCCGGGGGUUGGUACCACUCGGGAGAUAUAGCCGUGAAGCAUUCGGACGGUUAUAUCGAAAUCAAGGACCGGUCGAAGGACGUGAUUAUCUCGGGAGGCGAGAACAUUAGUAGCGUCGAGGUGGAGAAUGUUCUCUACCAACACGAAGCGGUUCUCGAGGUGUCGGUCGUGGCCCGGCCCGACGAGCGGUGGGGCGAGUCGCCUUGCGCGUUCGUGACGUUGAAGCCGGGUGUGGAUGGUUCGGACGAGAAAGGGGUGGCGGAGAGUAUAACGAAGUUCGCGCGGGAGAGAAUGCCGGGCUAUUGGAUUCCCAAGUCGGUGGUGUUCGGGCCUCUGCCGAAAACGGCGACCGGGAAAAUACAGAAGCAUUUGUUGAGGGCCAAGGCCAAGGAGAUGGGGCCUGUGAAGAAGAGCAGGCUGUGAAAAAUGGUGAGGAUCGAUGAUGCUUGAAGGGAAGUAGAAUUUUUAUCUGGAUGUAAUAAGGCUAAUUGGUAAGCCAGACCUAAACUUUCAAUAUACUUUUAAAAAACAAUGUAAAAAACAUAUUUCACAGCAUAUAAUAAAUAUAAAUAUGUACGUUUGUUAAAAAUGUAGGAGGAAUGGAUUUUUCCAACGGUUAAACUAGUCAAACGAGAAGUUGUGAUGUUAAUAAAUUGUAGCUUUUGGGGGUAGAGGAUGCCUGUGGAAUAGAAUGUUUUGGUUACCCCUACGGCCCAACUGUGAAGUGCAACCUUUUUUAUAGUCAGUGUUAUGUCUUUUUUCAUAUUUAAUGGUAAUUGAUUUUACUAGAAAUAUCAAACCGUAAGGAUUUNUUCAGUCUUUUU
Molecule: messenger RNA, 2325 nt
Organism: Striga asiatica
Lineage: Eukaryota; Viridiplantae; Streptophyta; Magnoliopsida; Lamiales; Orobanchaceae
Source: the annotation of a GenBank genome assembly